AUGUUAAGUAAUGAAAAUAGUAAUAAAUAUGAUAAUGUUUCUAGUAAUAAAUAUGAAUAUGACAAUAAUACUGGCUAUGAAUAUGAUAAUUAUACUGUAACUGACAGUGUAAUGACUGAAAGUAGAUCUGUUAAUGAAGUUAAUAGACCUCAACCGUGUGGUCAUUUAAUAGGAUCAAUGGAUAGUUCAGCAG
Molecule: messenger RNA, 193 nt
Organism: Racocetra persica
Lineage: Eukaryota; Fungi; Glomeromycota; Glomeromycetes; Diversisporales; Gigasporaceae
Source: the annotation of a GenBank genome assembly